Molecule: messenger RNA, 4181 nt
Organism: Mercurialis annua (annual mercury)
Lineage: Eukaryota; Viridiplantae; Streptophyta; Magnoliopsida; Malpighiales; Euphorbiaceae
Exons: 10
Coding region: 591-4028 (1145 amino acids)
Biological process (GO): protein phosphorylation; signal transduction
Cellular component (GO): cytoplasm
Molecular function (GO): ATP binding; protein kinase activity; protein binding
Source: RefSeq, a predicted model, not a curated record
GAGAGAGAAUUUGAAAGAAUUAGUUGACAGUUGAGUCCCUCCAAAUUUAUCUAGCGUAGCCGCGUUAUUUGAAGUGCGCUUCCUCUCCCUCUCCGAUUCUCAUGCAACGCCUUCUCUCUCUCUCUCUUUCAAACCCAAAAUUCAAAAUUCAAUCUUUUUCUUUUGGGUAUCAUUCAAUUAUCUCCAUAGCUAACAAUCUGUAUGAAACUGCAACUUUCAUGCAAUUGCAGAGAUGUACUGUUUGAUGGAUGAUUUUACAAGGCAAUUUAGAUCAAUGUGGCACCAUGGGAGGUAAUGAAUUGUAUCUCUUAAUAGAGAUUUUAUGUGUAUAUUUGUUUUAUGUGUUCUGGAAUUGGCUAAGGAUUAAUUUAUUGGACUCUUGAGGGUUUAGAAUAAGGAUCUUUCUGAUUGCAUUUUGAGGUGAAGGUGGUAAAAUUCACGUCAAUGUGCUAUGCUAUAAGGCUGUUGUAAAGCCGCGAAAUUGUUGCGAUCAUGUUAAAAAGUUAUAAGGAUUUUGGAGGAGACAAGAGUUGACAUUUUUGUGCAGAUACAUAUGGUUAUAUAUAUUAAAGGAGAUAUAUCUCUUAAACAUGACAAGAGAGGCUCCUGGUAGUUCAAGCAAACUGUUAUUCGGAGAUAAAUUCGAGGUUUUAUACUGUGAUAAAGAUGUUGAAGAUGAAAAUGAAAAUGAUGUGUGUGUACAAACAGGUGAGGAAUUUUCAACCGAGUUCUUGCGUGAACGUGUAGCUCUUACAACAAGGAUAUCAGAUGAGAAUCAACUAACUCAAUUAGGCUAUAAUCAAUAUCACAAUAACCAUCGAAUGGUUCAUGAGAAUCUUCCCAGUGUUCGCGGGAUUCAGAGACAGGGCUCUGACUCUGAUGCUUUAGAUUUUCUUCCCAAGACAGGAAAUGUAGCUGAAGUAGAGGAUAGGGCUUAUUUUGAUCCUACAAGCAGAUGCAAAUUGGAAUACAGCCCCAGUGGACAAUGCCCUGAUAAAAGUACAGGCAAAGUGAAUUAUGAUCGAGUUAAUAUGGAGUCAACCACUCCCCAAAAACAUGCAGCGGAGUCCCCUCUGUCAAAUUAUCCUUUUGGAAGAGAAGUUUCCGGCAAUUCUUUUACAGGAAAAAUGAAACUUUUGUGCAGCUUUGGCGGUAGGAUUUUACCAAGGCCAAGUGAUGGAAAACUUAGGUACGUAGGCGGAGAGACACGGAUUAUAUCCAUCAGGAAAACUGUUACAUUAGAAGAACUAGCAAAGAAAACUAUGGCCAUUUGUAACCAACCGCACAUAAUAAAGUAUCAGCUUCCGGGCGAGGAUCUUGAUGCUCUUAUUUCUGUUUGUUCCUAUGAGGAUCUACGCCUUAUGAUAGAAGAAUAUCAAGAGCUAGAAUUUAAUGGGGGAUCACAAAGGCUGCGUAUAUUUCUUAUUUCUUCAGUUGAACCUGAUAGCCCUAAUUCCUUCGACGGAAUCACUCCGAAACAUAAUGAUGUUGAUUACCAGUAUGUUUUUGCUCUUAAUGGUGUGCCUGAUGUAAGUUCCCAAAAGAGCUCUAGCGGACACAGUUUGGCGAGCCAACCAAACCAGGUGGGAACUGCUUCAGAUAAUGGUCCAACAUUUCAUAGAGAGUCUCCUAAUUCAGUUCAUGCAUUAGAUAAUAAGGAUUAUAACACAACUUCCUCCAAUUUAGCGGGAGCAUUUCUGAAUCCCGCCGUUCAGUGUUUCACUCCGCUCCAGAUGCAAGGUACAUCUAUCAGUCAAUCCCCUCCUCUAUCACCACUUGGAAUUCAACAGGAUGACCAGGAGAAUUCCAAAAUACAACUUUACUGUGAUCAAUCACGUCCUGAGGGUAGUGAUGGCAUUACUACCUUUCCCAUGGAAAUUUUUCCCUUUGACAAUGCCUAUCAUCCCAAUGCCUCUGCAUAUUAUAACGGAAUUACUCAAGGGCCAAUAACAUUGAUGAACUACAAUCAGAAUCGGCCGUAUUUUCCAGAAUCUGAACAGAGUAAGCCAUCUGGACUGCACUUUCGUGCCCGUAGCCCUAGUGAAGAUUUUCUUCCGUUUCAACUUAAUGCUCAAAGUGAUAUGGCUUCAGACAGACCUAAGCUUAAAGAAAGGGCACAUUCUGACUCACAUUUGAAGGAACAUGAUGAUGGAUUUAAAUAUUACUUGGAAGAAGAAACUAAUCCUUUGAGCCCAUGGAAUAAUGAAAGUGAAAAACCGCCUUCACUUGCAUUGUCAAAUUGGUGGCAAGAGUUAACGAAUGAGAGACACCAAACAGCUAGUUCUGAUGGUGAAUGGAGCUUUACUAUUGAGAAUGGUGCCUUAAAGCAAGAGUUGCUGAAAAUGGUAGAUAUGGGAGUUGCUUCCAGCGACGAAGGAAGAAAAGAAUGCGAAGGAAACAUGUCAAAUGAUAACUUACACAUAUCAGAGCACCAGCGUAGCAUAGACCAUCCCCGUGAUUCACGAGAAUCUGGAAGAAUGCUUUCCAAUACUCAAGUGAAUGCUUUUGCAAAUUCUGUAAAUAAUUCAGGGGAGUAUUACCAGGCUCACCAAUCAGGCACAGCUAAACCUGCACCCGACCUGUUUUUGAGGAACGAAAAUGUUACCAAAGAUCAGCAGUAUGCCACAACAGAGAGAAAAAGUAGUCGGAAAAUUUCUGAUGAGUUUAAUGAUUAUAAUCCUCUACCUAUAAUAUCCUGUGAUCAAAAACUGAAAGUCCAGAAUUCAGCAUUUCAGAUUCAGAAAUCAGGCACAAGUACUGUUUCAAAUAGAGUGAUUUCUUGCUAUGAUGAAUACCCUGCGAAUUAUCCUGGAAACAAUUCCGAAAAUGUAACCAUCAUUAGGGAACAAUCUUUCAAAGAACUAAAGAUCAUAGAUGCUCUGCAGCAGUUAGACGAUCUCCAUAAAAAUAAGAUGUUGGAACCAGCUAUAAUUGUUGAAGAUGUUACUGGAACCACACCGCCAGAUGUUCCCUUGUCUUCAAGAAUAAUCCCACAUGUAGAAGAGGAGGCUUCUGAUGGAUUCCUGUCUCACUUUGAUACUGAGGUAGAAAGCACAGCUCGAGGAUCUGAAUCCGAGGAAGCAGAAGUUGAUGACAGAGAUACAGAUGAAUCUAUUACUGAUGCUGCAAUAGCUGAAAUAGAAGCAGGCAUCUACGGUUUGCAGAUCAUAAAGAACACUGAUAUAGAAGAGUUGCAAGAGUUAGGUUCCGGUACAUUUGGAACAGUUUAUUAUGGGAAGUGGAGGGGUACCGAUGUUGCUAUUAAGAGGAUUAAAAAGAGUUGUUUCUGUGGAAGAGCAUCACAGCAAGAGAAGCUGAUCAAAGACUUCUGGAGAGAAGCACAGAUCCUCUCCAAUCUUCACCAUCCAAAUGUGGUUGCAUCUUACGGUGUAGUCCCUGAUGGACCUGGUGGAACAAUGGCAACGGUAACUGAAUAUAUGGUGAAUGGAUCCUUGAGGCAUGCCUUGCAAAAGAAGGACAAAGUACUUGAUCGUCGAAAAAGGCUUAUAAUUGCAUUGGAUGCAGCUUUUGGCAUGGAAUAUCUACAUUUGAAGAAUAUUGUUCAUUUUGAUUUGAAGUGUGACAAUCUUCUUGUGAAUUUGAGGGAUUCGCACCGGCCCAUAUGCAAGGUUGGCGAUUUCGGAUUAUCGAGAAUCAAACGGAAUACACUAGUAUCCGGUGGGGUUCGUGGAACCCUUCCAUGGAUGGCACCAGAGUUACUUGAUGGCAACAGCAACCGGGUCUCCGAGAAGGUUGAUGUCUACUCAUUUGGUAUUGCAAUGUGGGAGAUCUUGACUGGGGAGGAGCCAUAUGCCAACAUGCAUUGUGGUGCUAUCAUAGGCGGAAUCGUAAGUAACAAACUGAGGCCGCCUAUACCGGAACAUUGCGAUCCUGAGUGGAGAAAGCUGAUGGAAGAAUGCUGGUCGUUCAAUCCAGAAAUCAGACCUUCAUUCACAGAAAUAACAAACAGGCUACGUGUCAUGUCGAUGGCCGUCCAACCCAGGCGACGAAAUCUUGCUACAAGAUGAGUCUACCGGUCGAGGAAAAAACAUACUAAUUUUUUACUUUACAUGUAAAGUUUAACUAGGAAAAUGUUUGUAAAGCUAUUAAGAUAUCUUUGGUGCAGAGAAAGAAAUCUUGUGAACAAACCAAAAAGAUUAAUUUAAUCCUUCAUUCUUUUA